Messenger RNA from Penicillium lagena, 318 nucleotides. RefSeq lists its product as uncharacterized. Lineage: Eukaryota; Fungi; Ascomycota; Eurotiomycetes; Eurotiales; Aspergillaceae. The record is from RefSeq and is a predicted model, not a curated record. The coding region runs from base 1 to 318 and encodes 105 amino acids. The transcript has a single exon.
AUGGGUGGAGCCCCGCACGAGCGAUUCUACUUUGGGUCAGAUGCUACAUGGCUGAUUCACGCGGCGUUUGAGAUACAGCCGAUCCUUAAUUUCCACGUUUCUGACUGGUCACCGGGGGACAGCCAGUCCACGGGGCCGGAACAGUAUACCAAGCUCAAUGGUUUGUCCCUGGACCAGCCAUAUGCUAAGCCACUCCGUCAUCUCUCCGAUGUAGUAUAUACUCCGCGGAAUCUGCAAGUCAUUCACCAUUUAUCAGCUGGCAAUGCACUUCAGGUGCAACGGCGGGCGACGUAUUCUGGAGGAUGGACCGGAGCAUGA